Messenger RNA from Colletotrichum abscissum, 246 nucleotides. RefSeq lists its product as uncharacterized. The transcript is spliced from 4 exons. The record is from RefSeq and is a predicted model, not a curated record. Lineage: Eukaryota; Fungi; Ascomycota; Sordariomycetes; Glomerellales; Glomerellaceae. The coding region runs from base 1 to 246 and encodes 81 amino acids.
AUGCUAUUCAUCGUCCGCCCCUUCCUCGUCCCCCUCGACUUCCUGUUAUCUAGCGAAGAGCUCGUAUCGCAAAAAGCUGCUGGGAAUGCGGUAGCAAUAAAACAGUGUCACGAUUGCAUUGAUCGUACACAGAGGCUCUGUAGAGGCUGCUGCGGUGGCUACUGCUUGGUUCACAACGAGGGGUCAACCUCAACUUUCUGUGACUGUUCGAUCCCCGCAACCUCGUUGACGCGUUCAGAUCGCUAA